GGGAGGCACUCAGAGCCACGCCUCCUAAAACACUAAGCGAAAGUUAGGUUAUUAUUUUAUAGUGUAUUUACGGUCCAGUCGAUGUGACGCUCACAGCUGAACUCAUCUCUAGCGGAAAAGCCAUGAAAUCCACCUGACUCGCUGGGAAACGACCUUUUCAGGAGACCUUUCACUUGUUGCGCACUUGUUAUUUUCUCCCAUUGGGACCGAGUUACAUUGAAACAUGCGUGUUUGUGUCACAAGCGGAUGUUCUGCGUCCGAGCUCACGGUUUGUCUGGAUUUCUUAAUGCACCACGUCUGAAACGAGCCAUAAAUGACCCUGAAGCUACAAGAACCGGACAGCUGUGAAGGAAUGAAAGGCUUCAUUACACAGGUGAAGCUAUGAGAACAUCCGUGAGCUAAGCAAACUAGUUAACACGAGCAUGAUGGAGUCCUCGAGCGGCUGCAGGUCCCACAGAGCCACCGGCGGCUGGAGCUUUCACCUCCUCUACAGUGUCCUCCUCCUGUGGAGUGACCAAAUGCAUGGACUCUCCGACUUCUCAACUUAUUUAUUCAGGAUCAUUAUCAGUCACUCAGCACAUGCUCGUGAUGGUGAGCCACUGCUGCUUUCUUGCCCACGCCACUCCACCAUCUCUGUGCAGUCUGCGUUCUACAGACCUCAUGCACCUCUCACCCACUGCAAUGCACCUACAGCACUGCAGAAGAUGCUAUCAGAAUGCCAAGGCCGGAGAAACUGUCAAGUCUUGGUUAAUUACCGUAUGUUUGGCAGUGACCCCUGUCCUGAAACCACCAAAGACCUUCAUGUAUCAUACAGCUGCAAACCCACGGAAAAUAAAAACAGUACAAGAUGCGAGGGUGAUCAAAUGUUGCUUCACUGUAAGUACCCAAAGUUGCUGAACAUCUACUCGGCUGUGUAUGGGCGGGAACUGGGAGAAAAAGCAGCUUGUCUUACAAAGGAAGAGCAACCACCUCCCUUUGAUUGCUUGUAUUAUGGAGCCCUGGACACGGUAAACAAAUUGUGCUACGGAAAGCAGCGAUGCCUUUUUAUCAUUAACGAUCAGCAAUUCAGAAAUCCCUGCACACCCGAAACAAAGAAGUACCUCACUGUUAUCUACUCAUGUGUUCCACAGAGUUUACUCAAAGAGGCUGACCCCAACUUUUUCCAAACUACAAUUCCCCAGGAGACCACCAAAGCUGGGAAGCUUCCUGAUGUCAGAGAGUCCAGAUUCCCAGUUAAAAAUGGCAUCCUUGUGAGCAACUCUCUCAUGGCAUAUGGAUACAUUAAAGAACAUCCUGAAAAGGCUGGCCUUCUCUUUGUCUCGAGUGUGUGUAUGGGACUGUUCCUUGUGUUGCUGGCCAUCUCUAUGAGGAUAACCUGUAGCAUGCAUCACGAAGGAACAAGCAGUCUAAACAAGAACUCCGACACUGUGGAACCAAAAGUAGAAAAAGAUGAUGAGGAUGAUGAUGAAGACAGCGAUAGUGAAGAGUCUGAGCCAUUGAUGGACAGCUCAAUGAUGUCAGAGUUAGGCAGGAAAGUUUAUUGUUGGGAAGAGGCGAUGUACACGACUGAGGCGGCGGAACUGAUCGAGAGGCUGGAACGACGAGAGAUGAUCAUCCAAGAGAUCGGGAUGAAUGCAUACCUCAAUGGCACUUCCUGCACGCUGCACUGAUACACACUGGCUAAAUACAUGAAUACAGGUGAAGGUGCAGAAAUGAGAAUGUAGAAGUUUAAAUGAAUCCUCGGCCAGCUUGAUCACCGUGUGGUCAUUGAACAAGCAGAUUUAUUACCUGUGCAUCUUCCACAAUAUUUUGUAUGCCUUUUAUUAAAACUAUUUACACUUAUUUAAUACUGAACAAAAGACAGUACUUUAAUAAAUAUUAAAUCUCCAAAGGACCCAAACUUUAAUGCAAAUGCAUUAUGAUUCUUUAUUUCACAGUUUAAAGAGUUUUCAGCUUUAAAUCUGAUACAAAAAAGUAAAGAUCGCAUAUCAGCUCAAAUGUCACCUGAAUCCGCUUUUCAGAUAACUCAUUUUUAUAUAAAUCACCCGUCACAUUAAAGUUAUAUGGUUCUUUAACAGAGCAUUUGGUGCCGUUAUAGCGAUCUGUGCAUAAAAUAAUUUUUAUUUAUUUAUCUAUCAAAAGGUUCUUCUCUCGCUACAUAUUAUUAAUAGCAUAAACACAGGCUCUAUUCCAUUUCAGACUUUAGCUGGAAUGGCAAUGUUUGUCAACUUUUAUAAACUUUGUUUCAUAUAUAUUUCCUGAUUACAUCAACACAAGUUCAUUUACAUUAGACCCUGAAUAGAUUCUGAAUCUGAUUCUGAACUUCCUGAACAGGAGUUAUUUUUAGCAAUAACUUGUUGCUUAUAGGCUACAGAAAACAUUAUAUAUUUAUAGCCCUACGACAAAAAUGGUUUCAAUUUAGCCUAAAUGCCAAAUAUGUUAAUGGCCUUGUCUUAUUUGGCAAAAACAGAAUAGCAUCAACUGUUUUUAGGCGAUUCCGUCAUGUCUCUAAAACACGGCCUACUGCACUAAAUGAGCGCUCGCUCACACUGCUUGUUGCAGGAACUCAAUCUUGUUUCUCCCAAAAUGAGAGCAAAUUUUUCUCUCAUACUUAGAGUAUGUAGUUCAUAUUUGCAUAAUUAAUGACUUGUGCCUAAGUCACCCACCCGCUACCCA
Molecule: messenger RNA, 2676 nt
Organism: Tachysurus fulvidraco (yellow catfish)
Lineage: Eukaryota; Metazoa; Chordata; Actinopteri; Siluriformes; Bagridae
Gene: eva1c
Product: eva-1 homolog C (C. elegans)
Exons: 9
Coding region: 423-1670 (415 amino acids)
Cellular component (GO): extracellular region
Molecular function (GO): heparin binding; carbohydrate binding
Source: RefSeq, a predicted model, not a curated record